This is a messenger RNA of Oncorhynchus keta (chum salmon), 704 nucleotides long. Its product is annotated as NACHT, LRR and PYD domains-containing protein 3-like. The transcript has 4 exons. The annotation marks the transcript as partial. NCBI's taxonomy places the organism in Eukaryota, Metazoa, Chordata, Actinopteri, Salmoniformes, Salmonidae. The record is from RefSeq and is a predicted model, not a curated record.
UCCAAUCAAGCAGGAGAGACCAGCCUCCCCUGUUCCCAGCUGUGUGUCCAUGAAGAGUGACCGGUCUAUGGAACCUCCUAUAAUGUUUAGAGAGGAAGACUUUUCUACUGAACAAAAGUUGCUUGAAGAGAAGAUUAUGACAUUUGUGAAGAACGAGCUGAAGCUGUUCAAGAGGAUUCUUAGUCCAGAACUCCCAGAAGACUUUGAGAGAGAGCAGUGCCAGAGAGGGGCUCUGAAGAUCACACUGCACAUCCUGAGGAAAAUGAACCAGAAGGAGCUUGCUGACACACUGGAGAAAUAUGAGCUCGCUGUGAUUUGCCAACGUGAACUCAAAUCUCAUCUAAAGAAGAAGUUUCAAUGUGUAUUUGAGGGGAUCGCUAAACAAGGAAACCCAACACUUCUCAAUAAGAUCUACACAGAGCUCUACAUCACAGAGGGUGGAACAGGAGAGGUCAAUAAUGAACAUGAGCUGAGACAGAUUGAGACAACAACCAGGAAACAAGCAAGACCAGAGACUGCAAUCAAAUGUAACGACAUCUUCACACCCUUAACUGGACAAGGCAAACCUAUCAGAACUGUGCUGACAAAGGGAGUCGCUGGCAUUGAAAAACAGUCUCUGUGCAGAAGUUCAUUCUGGACUGGGCUGAAGGAAAAGCAAAUCAGGAUGUCCAAUUUGUAUUUUCAUUCCCUUUUCGGGAGCUGAA